Messenger RNA from Glossina fuscipes, 1635 nucleotides. It is a transcript of the gene Timp, whose product is annotated as tissue inhibitor of metalloproteinase. The record is from RefSeq and is a predicted model, not a curated record. The coding region runs from base 317 to 964 and encodes 215 amino acids. Lineage: Eukaryota; Metazoa; Arthropoda; Insecta; Diptera; Glossinidae. Gene Ontology annotation, molecular function: protease binding; metalloendopeptidase inhibitor activity. The transcript has 5 exons. Gene Ontology annotation, cellular component: extracellular matrix. Gene Ontology annotation, biological process: negative regulation of endopeptidase activity; negative regulation of membrane protein ectodomain proteolysis.
GCUGUAAGAUAUUUAGUGAAUACGUACGAGUUACGGUUUACGUAUAUGCAUAUGAAAACCAUAUUACCUAUGCAUAAAUGUGUACGACAUAUGUUAUUACAUAUGUAUGAAUUUACGGGUGUAUAGGUAAACGUAAAAAUAUCAUUAUUGCCUUAUUUGAUUUCGGAGAAAAUAAACACGAAGUGGUUGCAACGCGUGAAUGAGUAACCGAUUGGCCUAGUAGCACUAAAAUUUUUCACCGCGUCUGCUGAAGAAUUUUAAGGAAAAUUAAAAAUAAAAGCAAAACGCUAGUCUAUAAACAGUUGAUUAAGUAAACAUGCAAACGAGAAGGAGUUGUUUAAGCAUUUUUGCUUUUAUUUUGUUUGCGGUUAUAACGUUCGAUUGUAAAUCUGCGACGGCCUGCAGUUGUAUGCCGAGUCAUCCGCAGACGCUUUAUUGUGACGCUGAUUAUGCUGUCGUCGUACGGAUAUUGCGCAAGUCUCAUCGAUCGUUCGACAAUCAUAUACUCUAUAAAAUUCAAUUAAAAAAAUCCUAUAAGACAACACCUGAAGGUGAUAUGAUAUUGAAGCAUCAUCGUUUGCUUACACCCUCGCAGGAUGCAACAUGCGGCGUACAACUAACUAUUGGCAAACUUUACGUUAUUGCUGGUCGAGGACGAAAUCUUAAUUCGUGCAGCUACAUUCAGGAAUACCAAAAGAUGACUGUGAUUGAACGUAUGGGCUUCGCCAAAUUAUAUAGAAAAGGAUGCGGCAAAUGCAAAAUAAAACCCUGCUUCCACAGUUCUUGUUCUCGAAAUGACAUAGAUAAUACUGUAUGUCAAUGGUCGCCUUUUGACGCAUGUCAAGGAAAGUUAAGUGCUUGUUUACAGUAUACCUCACAUAAGAAUCUAGCAGAAAAAGAUCACUACUCUAAAUGCUAUUGGAGAAAAUCGCCGGUUUAUAACAAUUGCAGAGGGGAACCUUAAAUUUAAUAUAUUUUGUAAUGCAUAAGGAAUUUGAUGCCAUAGUUUAAUAAUUUCUUAACAUAAAAAUUUGAUCUUCAUAUUAGAGAAAAGAAAAAGGCAAAAUGGGCUUAACAUAAAAAUAAAAUAAUGUAAAACAUUGAGCACUGAGACAAGGUCGACUAUUAAUUAUGAGAUCUCUUAGAUGAAAGGGUGUCCUAUAGGGAAGGGAAGCCUAAGCCUAGGGAAAUUAUAUUUUAUUGCCAUAUAAAGACUUAUGGUUUUCGGAGAAACUUGAUUGGAAAGACGGACGACAUAUAAUCCAGUUCAAGUCAAACUUUUCAAAUUCAUCUAACAAGUCAAAAUGUUACUUUGCACCGAGUUUUUUUUUUUUUUUUUUGAGAAGUAUUAAGAAUAGCAAAUUUUUUCGAUAUGACAAUGGGUUUCAAAAUAGGAACGCAAACGGGACGUUGUCGUAAGAAGCAUCCCUCACAAUUUAUUUGCAUAAGGUUUUUACAUAGGCUAAAAUAUGAUUUCAUCUAAAUGUCUUUGAAACUUGGAAACCGGCUGUACACGGACAGAGACCAAGAGGAUUGUUGGACGGAACAAGUUUAGAACUAUAGGGUAAAAUAAAUCUUUAAAUUCUUAAGAUUUAAUAAGCCCAUUUUGCCUUCCUUACUCUUUCUGGCGUUUGU